AUGACGGAGGUGGGGAUGGCCCUCGGGCAGCCCCUCCGCCCCGACAGCGCGCGCAUCCCCGGGACGGUGGGGUCACCCUUUCCCACCGUCCGAACCCGCCUUCUGGAAGCCGAGGCGGCCGACAAAAUCGAGGAAUCCUCCGCCCACGGCCGCGCCGAGGUCGGCGUCCUCGCCGUCGCCUCGCCGUCGGUCUUCGAUCGCUACUGGAAUAAUCCGGAGGCGACCCUGAAGGAGCUUUAUGUCGACGCGGACGGGGUGCGGUACUUUCGGACGGGGGAUACGGUCCAGGUGCAAUAUCCCCCCCCCGACGCCAAGGACACCCCGCCGCUCUUCACGAUUAUGGGGCGCACCAGCGUUGAUAUCAUCAAGUCGAACGGGAAUAAGCUCUCGGCCCUCGAGAUCGAGGCGAGGAUGCUGCUCCACGGGGAUAUUUUUUACGAGGUCGCGGUGGUGGGGGUGGCGCAUGCGGUAAAGGGGGAGGAGGUGGUCGCGGUGGUCGCGCUCCACGAGGCAGCCGCCCGGGCACGCGCAAUCGUGUACGAUUCCAGGACCAAUGCCUUCGAGUCUGAUGAAAUCAACACCGAGUUGCGAACGAUCGUAUCCGAUGUUUUGGCACCGUAUAAGUGUCCUAGACGGUAUAUUUGCGUUCAUCAUAUUCCACGGAAUGAUACUGGAAAAGUCAAUAAGGUAGCACUAAAAUUGCUUCUAAAUUUACGCUAG
Molecule: messenger RNA, 720 nt
Organism: Phytomonas sp. Hart1
Lineage: Eukaryota; Euglenozoa; Kinetoplastea; Trypanosomatida; Trypanosomatidae
Source: the annotation of a GenBank genome assembly